UCCGCUGCGGCCCGCUCCUCCGGCGUCAAGGUCAUGCGCGUGACGCGCAUGAUGUUUGAGCGCUUCACGGAGAAGGCUAUCAAGGUGGUGAUGCUCGCCCAGGAGGAGGCCCGCAGGCUGGGCCACAACUUUGUGGGCACGGAGCAGAUCCUGCUGGGCCUGAUUGGCGAGUCCACGGGCAUUGCCGCCAAGGUGCUCAAAUCGAUGGGGGUGACCCUGAAGGACGCGCGGGUGGAGGUGGAGAAGAUCAUUGGGCGCGGCAGCGGCUUUGUGGCAGUGGAGAUUCCCUUCACGCCGCGCGCCAAGCGCGUGCUGGAGCUGUCUCUGGAGGAGGCGCGCGCCCUAGGCCACAACUACAUUGGCACCGAGCACAUCCUGCUCGGCCUGCUGCGCGAGGGCGAGGGCGUGGCGUCCCGCGUGCUGGAGACCCUGGGCGCCGACCCGCAGAAGAUCCGCACGCAGGUCAUCCGCAUGGUGGGCGAGAGCCAGGAGCCUGUGGGCUCCACCGUGGGCGGCGGCUCCAGCGGCAGCAACAAGAUGCCCACUCUGGAGGAGUACGGCACCAACCUGACGCAGCAGGCGGAGGAGGGCAAGCUGGACCCGGUUGUGGGGCGCAAGAAGGAGAUCGAGCGCGUGACCCAGAUUCUGGGCCGCCGCACCAAGAACAACCCCUGCCUGAUUGGCGAGCCCGGCGUGGGCAAGACGGCGGUGGCCGAGGGCCUGGCCCAGAAGAUUGCCACAGGCGACGUACCAGAGACAAUUGAGGGGAAGCAGGUCGUCACGCUGGACAUGGGCCUGCUGGUGGCGGGCACCAAGUACCGCGGCGAGUUUGAGGAGCGGCUGAAGAAGCUGAUGGAGGAGAUCAAGCAGAACGACGACAUCAUCCUGAUGAUUGACGAGGUGCACACGCUGAUCGGCGCUGGCGCGGCGGAGGGCGCCAUCGACGCCGCCAACAUCCUCAAGCCCGCGCUGGCGCGCGGCGAGCUGCAGUGCAUCGGCGCCACCACGCUGGACGAGUACCGCAAGCACAUCGAGAAGGACCCCGCGCUGGAGCGCCGCUUCCAGCCGGUGCACGUGCCGGAGCCGUCUGUGGAGGAGACGUACGAGAUCAUGCUGGGGCUUCGCGAGCGGUACGAGGCGCACCACAAGCUGCGGUACACCGACGAGGCGCUGCGGGCGGCCGCCAAGUACAGCUCGCAGUACAUCUCCGACCGCUUCCUGCCCGACAAGGCGAUCGACCUGAUUGACGAGGCCGGGUCGCGCGUGCGCCUGCGGCACGCCCAGCUCCCCGAGGAGGCUCGCGAGUUGGACAAGGAGCUGCGCGCGCUGCUCAAGGAGAAGGACGCCGCCGUCAGGGCCCAGGACUUUGAGAAGGCGGGGUCGCUGCGCGACCGCGAGAUGGAGCUCAAGUCGCAGAUCUCCGCCAUCACCAGCAGCGCCAAGGACUCGGCACGCGCCGAGAUGGAGAGCGGGGAGGGCGGCGGGCCCAUGGUCACCGAGCAGGACAUUGCCAACAUCGUGGCGCAGUGGACGGGCAUCCCGAUCGAGAAGGUCUCCUCCGACGAGACGGAGCGGCUGGUGAAGAUGGAGCAGGUGCUGCACGGGCGCGUGAUUGGGCAGGAGGAGGCGGUGACGGCCAUCUCUCGCGCCAUCCGCCGCGCCCGCGUCGGCCUCAAGAACCCCAGCCGACCCAUCGCCUCCUUCAUCUUCUCAGGCCCCACCGGCGUGGGCAAGUCGGAGCUGGCCAAGACGCUCGCCUCCUACUACUUUGGCUCGGAGGAGGCGAUGGUUCGCCUGGACAUGAGCGAGUUCAUGGAGAGGCACACCGUCAGCAAGCUGAUCGGCUCGCCACCCGGCUACGUGGGCUACAACGAGGGCGGCCAGCUGACCGAGGCGGUCAGGCGGCGGCCGUACACGGUGGUUCUGUUUGACGAGAUUGAGAAGGCGCACCCAGAUGUUUUCAACAUGAUGCUCCAGAUCCUGGAGGACGGCCGCCUCACCGACUCCAAGGGCCGCACUGUGGACUUCAAGAACACGCUCAUCAUCCUCACCUCCAACGUCGGCUCCUCGGUCAUCGAGAAGGGCGGCGGCGGCAUCGGCUUCCAGCUGGACAACUCCGAGGAGGACUCCUCCUACAACCGCAUCAAGUCGCUGGUGAACGAGGAGCUGAAGCAGUACUUCCGCCCCGAGUUCCUCAACCGGCUGGACGAGAUCAUCGUGUUCCGCCAGCUGACCAAGCAGGAGGUGAAGCAGAUUGCCGACAUCAUGCUGCGGCAGGUGUUCAAGCGGGCUGAGGAGAAGGGCAUCAAGAUUGACGUCACGGAGCGCUUCAAGGACCGGCUGGUGGACGAGGGGUACAACCCGGCGUACGGCGCGCGCCCGCUGCGCCGCGCCAUCAUGCGCCUGCUGGAGGACUCGAUGGCGGAGCGCAUGCUGGCGGGCGACAUCAAGGAGGGCGACUCCGUCAUCAUUGAUGUGGACGCCGACGGCCAGAUCAGCGUGCUCAACGGCGACAAGAAGAUGGUGUCGGCCAUCCCCUCCGCCGCCGGCAUCGACUACACCUCCUAGGCGCCCAGCUGGCGGGCUGGUAGCCACGCACAAACACACACCCCGACUGCACUACCACCGGCCCUGCACACGACGCGCCGUCGCCCCCACCCAUGCCAGGCGCCCGCUGCAGCCGGCAGCCGGCCGGCGCACGCCAUGCAUACGCGCGUGCCCCGCGCCGCUACUAUAGGUUUUGUCGCUUUGUUGCAAGGGAUGAAGCAUGACGACGCGGGGCGCCGGCGGGCAGCGCCCUGCAGCCGCGGCUCCGCGGCGGCGCGCCACCCAGCCUUUCUUUCAUUCACAGGUCUCCCCCACCCAUACUCUUCUUCACUGCUGCUGCUGUACCAUACAACAACAACUCUUUGAAAUCCCUCGGGAUAGUUGUAACACAACGUGUGAUAA
Messenger RNA from Chlorella variabilis, 2949 nucleotides. RefSeq lists its product as hypothetical. Gene Ontology annotation, molecular function: ATP hydrolysis activity; protein binding; ATP binding. NCBI's taxonomy places the organism in Eukaryota, Viridiplantae, Chlorophyta, Trebouxiophyceae, Chlorellales, Chlorellaceae. The transcript has 18 exons. Bases 34 to 2568 code for a protein of 844 amino acids. Gene Ontology annotation, biological process: cellular response to heat. The record is from RefSeq and is a predicted model, not a curated record. Gene Ontology annotation, cellular component: cytoplasm.